AUGAGUGAAGAUAAACCAACCGAGACUGUGGAAACUGCUCCUGCGGAGGGGAACGCUAUACCUAAUGGGAAAGGUCAUGACCCCGGUGAGGACAUCACCGCGUCGGCCAAAAGCCCAGCAGCAGAGGACAGUGGAAAAGAAACUGUACCAAAUAGUACCCAGAAUGACAGUCCUCCCAGAACUGAGAACAGUGCGGUCAACCUCCCAGAGAGCCAGGAGUUCUUAUCCGAGGUGGAGGACAAAAAUACCAUACGCUUCACGGAUUUUGAAGGAAAAACCUCGUUCGGGAUGUCAGUCUUCAACCUGGGCAACGCCAUCAUGGGAAGUGGAAUCCUGGGUCUGGCGUUCGCCAUGGCCAACACAGGGGUCGUCCUGUUUCUGGUCCUUCUGACAGUGGUGGCCGGCCUCUCAGCAUAUUCCAUCCAUUUGCUGCUGAAGUGUUCUGGUAUCGUGGGUAUUCGUGCGUAUGAGCAGCUCGGCCAAAGGGCCUUUGGGACCCCGGGGAAAAUGGCGGCAGGUAUUGCCAUCACACUGCAGAACAUUGGAGCCAUGUCCAGUUACCUGUACAUAGUCAAGUCCGAGUUUCCUCUGGUCAUCCAGGCCUUUCUGAAUGUGGAUAAACCUGCAGGUGAAUGGUACAUGAAUGGAAACUACCUGGUCAUCAUUGUAUCUAUUGCCGUAAUAUUACCACUGGCUCUAAUGAAACAGCUCGGAUACCUGGGAUACACGAGCGGCUUCUCCCUGUGCUGCAUGGUUUUCUUCCUCGUUUCGGUCAUCUACAAGAAGUUCAACAUCCCUUGUCCGUUUGUGGACUUUGUAUUCAACGGAACCGCCAGCGUCCUGAACAUCACUGCUAUAGACCCUGGCGUGGAGGAGAACCCUGCUUGUAUUCCCAAAAUGGCCAACCUCAACUCGCAAACGGCCUACACCAUCCCUAUCCUGGCGUUCGCCUUUGUGUGCCACCCUGAGGUCCUGCCCAUCUACACCGAGCUGCGCAAUGCCACCAAGAAAAAGAUGCAGCAUGUGGCCAACAUCUCCAUUGCAGUCAUGUACAUCAUGUACUUCCUGGCUGCACUAUUUGGAUACCUAACUUUCUAUGGUGAAGUGGAAUCUGAGCUGCUUCACACCUACAGCCGCAUCGACCCGUACGACAAUCUGAUUCUGUGUGUGCGCGUGGCCGUGCUCACUGCUGUCACACUCACUGUACCCAUCGUGCUCUUCCCUGUCCGGAGAGCCCUUCAGCAGAUGCUGUUUCCCAACAAGACCUUCAACUGGCCUCGCCACAUCGCCAUCGCUGUCAUUCUGCUCACGCUCAUCAACCUGCUCGUCAUCUUUGCCCCCAGCAUCCUGGGCAUCUUUGGGAUCAUUGGUGCCACAUCUGCCCCCUGUCUCAUCUUCAUCUUCCCUGCUGUCUUCUACAUCCGUAUUGUUCCCAAAGAAGAGGAGCCGCUGAGCUCGUGGCCCAAAAUCCUGGCUUUCAUUUUCGCUGGGAUUGGCUUCCUGUUUAUGAUAAUGAGCCUCAGCUCUAUCAUCAUUGAUUGGACAUCGGGCUCCAGUACAGCCAGCAGUGGUCACUAG
This is a messenger RNA of Limanda limanda (common dab), 1578 nucleotides long. RefSeq names its product sodium-coupled neutral amino acid transporter 3-like. The transcript has 16 exons. Lineage: Eukaryota; Metazoa; Chordata; Actinopteri; Pleuronectiformes; Pleuronectidae. The coding region runs from base 1 to 1578 and encodes 525 amino acids. Gene Ontology annotation, molecular function: L-histidine transmembrane transporter activity; L-asparagine transmembrane transporter activity; L-glutamine transmembrane transporter activity. Gene Ontology annotation, biological process: histidine transport; asparagine transport; amino acid transmembrane transport. The record is from RefSeq and is a predicted model, not a curated record.